Molecule: messenger RNA, 1084 nt
Organism: Cornus florida
Lineage: Eukaryota; Viridiplantae; Streptophyta; Magnoliopsida; Cornales; Cornaceae
Exons: 7
Coding region: 92-844 (250 amino acids)
Biological process (GO): protein ubiquitination
Cellular component (GO): membrane
Molecular function (GO): ubiquitin-protein transferase activity; zinc ion binding
Source: RefSeq, a predicted model, not a curated record
CCCCUCUCUCCUCUCUCCCCACUCUGUCUUGUUGCCAUGUUCUUCCUUCAUUCUAGAGAGAGAAAGUAGAGAGAGAUAGAGUUUGUGAAACAUGGUGAAUGACUUCAUGGUUUGUGUUGAUCGGAUUAUAGCAUCGGCAUGCUUCGAUUCGGUUAAUCAGAGAGAAAGACUCCGUGAAGAAGUAGUAGUAGUCACUGAGAACAAUGCGAGUUCUCUGAACAAUAAUGGAGUGGUUGAUGUGAUCAAGAACAUUAACAGUGAUGGUGGAGGUGAGGGUUGUUCAAAAAUUGUAAGAGAGUGUAGAAUUUGUCAGGAAGAAGAUGAAGAGCAUGAGAUGGAAGCUCCUUGUGCCUGUAGUGGCACUCUAAAGUUUGCUCAUAGGAAAUGUAUUCAAAAAUGGUGCAACAAAAAAGGAGAUAUCACCUGUGAAAUCUGCAAUCAGGUCUAUUCGCCAAAUUAUACUCUUCCACUGGCAAGAAGCGACCCUGAUGUUAUGGCAAUUGAUAUCAGGCAAGCAUGGGGACAACACAUUAAUCUUCGGGAUUCUCAUUUUCUGGCUUUAGCUGCUGUUGAGCGUCAGUUCCUGCAAUCGGAGUAUGAGGACUAUGCUGUCACAAAUAACGGCAGCAUUGCCUGUUUCUGCUCCGUAGUUAUCGUUUUAAUGUCAAUCUUGCUUAUACGUCAACUUCUCUUUGUCACAAGAGAUUUUAGGAUGGUGCUGGAGUCAUCAACUUUCUUCAAUUUCCAGGUUUCCAUUCUUCAGCUUGCUGGUUUUCUUCUCCCAUGCUAUGUGAUGGCACGCUCAUGGUGCAUAAUACAAAGCCGAAGGAGGAGGCAGGGCUAAGUAAGAAGCCAUCGUCGCAUAUCCAUCGCACUCUACUCUUCCCCAAUACAGGCACGCUAAUUGUCAAUGCUCUCCCAUAGGCAAGCUCUUUCGUCUAUGGCUUCACUUGAGUUGUAUUUCAAUUAAAAGGUGUCAUGACUCUUGCGAAAUUCAGUACAGUAUAUUCUAGUACCUCCCCAAGCUACCUAUGAACUCGAAAGCAAAUGUAAAUGUGAAAAUCGAGUUCGCUAGGCUUUUUUA